Molecule: messenger RNA, 1300 nt
Organism: Nicotiana tabacum (common tobacco)
Lineage: Eukaryota; Viridiplantae; Streptophyta; Magnoliopsida; Solanales; Solanaceae
Source: RefSeq, a predicted model, not a curated record
AUGACUGUUAAAGAGCGGCAGCGGUUAAGCGAGGGUAAGGAGAAGUUGGAUGCAUCAGGCAGUUUCUGUUCAUUUGACAUUUCAUUGGUUCUUAUUGGUGAUAUAAAUGACAUAUAUUGGUAUUAUUUUGAGCAGGAAACUUUGAUGGAAUUUCGUGCCGGUAAAAUGAUCAUAGAGGGGAAAAAAGUUAUCCCUGAUUCACGGAAAGGACUUGUUCGUAUAGGCAGGGGUGACGAGGGACUACUCCAUUUUCAGUGGCUUGACCGUAAUCUCAACAUUGUCGAAGAUGAUCAGAUUGUUUUCCCAGAGGAGGCAGUUUUUGAGAAGGUCAAUCAAUCAUCUGGAAGGGUCUACAUCUUGAAGUUCUGUACCGACGAUAGAAAGUUUUUCUUUUGGAUACAGGAGCCAGCAGCUGACAAUGAUGCACAGAUAUGUAGCUCAGUCAACUUCCACUUGAAUCAACCACUUGAGUUCCCUGGUGAAGAUGAGCCUGAAGCUUCAGCUCCAUUACAAAAUUCUGAAGAUAUGGUAGAGGAAGAUAUUUCAUCGAGGGCGGGAAAUUUGGUUAGUGCAAGCAUGAAUACUGAAGCAAGUAGUGAUGUAACGUCUUCGGGUCCUGUAAAGUUGGCUGAUCUUCAAAGAAUAUUGAGUAACAUAGGAUCCACAGAUGAGGCUGUAGAUCCUGAUGCAGGAUUGGGAUUGGGAGAUAUUUUGAGGCCUGAGCUCAUAUUACCACUGAUUGAAGAAAUACCACUAGAAGGAGAACUAGCUUCACACUUGCCUGAGGGCCAUUGGACACCACAUGAAUUAUUGGAGUUGCUGCAGAGUCCCCCAUUCCGCCAGCAACUAGACUCGUUUACUUAUGUUCUUCGAACUGGACAAAUAGAUCUGACUCAGUUUGGAAUUGAUCCCAGUCAAUAUAAGUUAACGGUCCCAUCUUUUCUUGAGGCACUGGAAGAUUCUGUUUCCGGUGCAUCAGGAUCCAACGAGUCAAGGCAGGAUGAGAAGGAUGUAAGAUCUCAAACGUGUAACAGAAGUGAUCCCAUGGAUGAAGGCCAUUAAGAUAUGAGUCCAAAUCAGUACAAGAUGCUCUUAUGGAGUUCUCACAAUGUUGAUUCCCCUUGUUUAUUUUAGAGAAAAAGAAUUGAUUUCCAGAUUAUGUUGUUUACUAGCACUGUAAAGAAUUAAUGAUUCAGGGUGAAGUUUCUUUCAUUUCUUGCCUCAUUUUAUGCAGACAGUAUACGGCAAAUUGUGUUCAACUUAUUAUUGCAGCUCUUCAGGUGAUAAGACAUUCAAAUCA